AAAUCAGAACUAUUGGUGUGGGCAAGUUGAAAUUUGAAAGUUGCUUGUGGCGGUGUCGUAGUCGCCGGUUUCGUUCCCUAUGGAAGAGAGCGCAUUCGAUCAUGAUCUAAUCCACGCCAUUUUCAAGCUCGAGUGGAGCAGGAGAUCACUUGAGCGCGAGAGAAAUGAGAGUUCUGAUGCUAUGGAUUGCGAGGUUGAGGCUGGAACAUCCAAGAAGAGCAGACCAAUGUCAGCCAAUGCAAAUGCACUUAAGUUGAGCUCUAAACUACUACAGAUAUUUAUCUCAGAGGCUGUACAGCGUGCUGCAACAAUUGCUGAAGCAGAAGGUAUUAGCAGAAUUGAAGCCACUCAUUUGGAGAGAAUUCUGCCACAGUUACUACUGGAUUUUUAAGGUAGCAUUCCGUUUCACAUAUUUCAAUGUCCUGCUCUUGAAAAUUAAGUUCUGGAUUAUAUGGAGCGAUUGUUUGGCCUAUAUUAGUCAUUGAGUUAUUAAAUUUCUUCCUAGUUUUAUAGUGAGAAUGCAACAUGGUGUUGGCGUGAAUAAAACUUCUCAACGAUAUUGUUCAUAGUGCUUCCUAAAAAUUCAGCAUUCAGAACUUCCUGUCCGUUUUAGAUUCCUCUUGCCGGAUCGUUAAAAAGCUGUAAUGGUAUUUGUAAAAGCAUUUCUCUUAGGUCGGCAUGAAAAGAAGUUUUUUCCAGGUGGAGCAAGCGGUCAAUAAAAGAAUUUGUAUGAGCACGAGUCUGUUUAUCAUGAUGAUUCGUAAAUAAUAGCAAGAUGAGCCUUUCUUUCAUAAAGGGAAAAUAAAAGAUAGAAAAGCA
This is a messenger RNA of Momordica charantia (bitter melon), 819 nucleotides long. RefSeq names its product centromere protein X. The record is from RefSeq and is a predicted model, not a curated record. Gene Ontology annotation, cellular component: FANCM-MHF complex. Lineage: Eukaryota; Viridiplantae; Streptophyta; Magnoliopsida; Cucurbitales; Cucurbitaceae. Gene Ontology annotation, biological process: replication fork processing; kinetochore assembly; DNA repair.